Lontra canadensis (Northern American river otter) is the source of this 1971-nucleotide messenger RNA. It is a transcript of the gene TM4SF18, whose product is annotated as transmembrane 4 L six family member 18. Gene Ontology annotation, cellular component: membrane. NCBI's taxonomy places the organism in Eukaryota, Metazoa, Chordata, Mammalia, Carnivora, Mustelidae. The transcript has 6 exons. The record is from RefSeq and is a predicted model, not a curated record. Bases 227 to 832 code for a protein of 201 amino acids.
CAGAGGAAAAUGACUUAUUUUCAAAUGCAGUAAAAACACCGCAUUCCUUUGGCACAGGAUGAAGACCAGCUCAGCUCUUCAGCCCUAGAUCAUUGUCUAUUGUUCUCCAAACAGUAAACCACUAUUUCUCACCAGAGAUUGUGGGCUGCAGUUCUGUCCGAGCCCUGGGCUUCUCAUGAAUAUGAAGUGAAGGGCUCUGACCCAGAACGUGGUUCUGAGCAGGGAAAUGGGGUCUCGGAAAUGUGGAGGCUGCCUAAGUGGUCUGCUGAUUCCGCUUGCACUUUGGAGCAUAAUUGUGAACAUAUUAUUGUAUUUCCCAAAUGGGCAAACUUCCUAUGCAUCCAGCAAUAAACUCACCAACUACGUGUGGUAUUUUGAAGGAAUCUGUUUCUCAGGUAUCAUGAUGCUUAUAGUAGCAACAGUUCUUCUUGCAUUGGAGAAUGAUAACAACUAUAAAUGUUGCCAGAGUGAAAACUGCAGCAAAAAAUACAUGACACUGCUGUCGAUGAUCUUUUCUGCCCUUGGAAUUGCUUUCUCUGGAUACUGCCUGGUCAUAUCUGCUCUAGGCCUUGUUCAGGGUCCAUACUGCCGCACUCCUGAUGGCUGGGAGUACGUCUUUGAAGGCACUGCAGGACGUUUCCUUACAGAUUCCAGCAUGUGGACUGAGUGCCUGGAACCCGCACAUGUAGUGGAGUGGAACAUCAUUUUAUUUUCCAUUCUCAUAGCUCUCAGUGGACUUCAGGUGCUUGUUUGCCUCAUCAGAGUAGUCACUCAGUUAUCCAAGAUACUGUGUGGAACCUAUUCGGUCAUCAUCCAGCCUGGAAUCAUUUGAAUGACAACAAGAAUAUUUUCCACUAUCAAGAUAUGCCAUCUAUCUGCCUCAUAUCUACUAUAUAGACCUUAAGGCAAUAUUCAAAUGAUGGUGAUUUCUCCGUUUGAUGUUUUUUGAGCCUCUUAUAAAAUUUAUAGUCCUCACUGGAAGUGCCAGCUAUGUCACCCUUCUAUCUGGAAUUUUUUCUAAGCAAUAUGUGCUAGGAUCUUCAGAAAUAUCCAUAUUCUUUGGUCAAACAAAUCCAUUCCCAAUAAUCUAUACUAUGGAAAUAAAUAAGAAUAAAAGAUAAAACUUCAUGCAAAUACAAAUAAUACAAUAUUAUUUAAUAUUCUAGAAAAUUAGAAAUACCUGAAAGUCUAACUUUCAGGGAAAGAUUAAGUCAAGAGUAAUACAUUAGUUGUAAUAUUAUAUAGUCACUACAAAUUAUGUUACACAGUCAUUACAAAUUAUAUUUUAAAAAUUAUAAAUACUGUUAAUUAAAAAAGCAGAUUACAAACUUAUGUUCACAUUAUAAACAAACCAUCUAAGACAAACACCAAAUAAUCAAAAUUUAGGAAGAAAACUCAAUCUGGAAGGAUUUACAGAAAAAUGUCAACUGUCAUUUGUCUGGAUGAUAGGCGACCCUUCUUACUUUUCUCUAUUUCCCAAGUUUUCAUUAUCAUUUUUAUAAUUAAAACAUAUUUUAAAACUCGUCAUUUUUACUAUUAAAAAUGCUUGCUUUUAUCCAAUCUUUAAAUAUAUGCUUUUCCACCUUGAGUAUCUAUAAACAUCAUAAAAUAAUGCUUCAAUCAGUGUUCAAUAAUGAAAGUACUGAGACAGAAAGACAAAAUAAAUUGUAUAAAUUUAUAUAAUCUAACUGAGCCUUUAGCCUUAUUUUCUCACUCCUGAUGAUGAGUGUGGUGGGCUACAAGAGGUAGCCUUGAAAUAAAUGAGCAGUCGAGGGCAUGCUCAAUGGGUUAAAGAAAGUGGUCAUUGACCAGUCAAUACAUAUGUCAUAGGGAGUUACCAAUACCUACACUAAUAGAAAAAAAUUUUUUAGUGAAACAUUUAGAAACUUUCUGUCUGUACCCUAUAGUUACCAUGACCUCCUUGAGAACAGCAGCAAUGUUAUAUAUUUUUCCAUCCUCCUUAGGACGUAG